GGGUAGGCUAUCUUUUUUUUUUGCUUAAUGAGUACCUUCUUCAUCUUUCUCACCAAAGGUGCCCUUACUUCAAUUAUUCUCAGUUUCUCACCGACUCAACCUCAUCAUCAUCUUCACCCAUUGGUUCCAUUUAUUCCUUUUCCAACCAACGCUCCAAUGGCUUCAUCACCUCCCAACUUUUGCCACCAUCUUCUUCCUUUUUCAGCCGGUGCCCGCGACGGCUAAUUGCAGAAAUGACGGCGGCAGGUUUCUCCCACUGCUGUAGCAGAGGCUAUUAGCUUUGGGUUUUUGGGUUCUGGCGACGGCGGACAGACCCUGGCAGAAGCAGCGGCGGAAAAAUCCCGGCUGGAGCGGCGGCGGCGGCGGCAAGCAUCAGCAGCAACGGCGGAAAGUUUAGCCUUUGGAAUCUUGCUCUAGCACUGUAAAGUCUUGAAAUUGGAAAAGAAAAUUUUGUCCAGUUCUUUUUAACUUUUACUUCAGAACCUUUGACCUUUCCCAAUGGAGUCUUUCUCAAAGCAUUUUGUCUCACUGAGUAUGAUCUCAGCUCCCUUAAAACCUAGAAAUACAUCUGCCCGUACUUUGAAUACCUCAAAUGGCAGAAAAUGGUGCUGCAGAAUUACCAGUAAAACGAGGCCAGUAAUGGCUGAACCGCCCUCUGCUUUGACUUACAAGAAAUUUGUCCACUUUGCUUUGGAAGAAACUAGGAAACAUACCAACUUGAGCCCUUCUCCAUUGCAGGAGAAGUUUGGUUGCUUGUCUUCCAUUGAUGGGAAAACGGAGCUCCACAUGCACUCUUUUGAGUCACCUAAGAUUAGACUACUCCGAAGUUUAUGCAUUGAAGGGAGUGAUAGUAUGCAGGUAUUAGAUUUUGCCAUCUUUCCCCGAGUAGAGUUUGAUCUCCCAAUUUUCUGUGCCAACUUUUUUACCACGGCAGCCAUGAGCAUAGUUUUAUUGGACCUCAAUCCGUUACACGAUGUCAUUAGUCAACACGAUUACAAGAAAAAAUACUAUACACACUUAAUUCCCCUUGGAAAUGAGUAUACCGAGCUUUUUCCAUGGGGAGGAAAGAUCACUUCUGAAUCAAUGAAGUUUUUCUCGCCCAUUGUAAUAUGGAGCAAGUUUCCCCCAAGCCAGCAGAAGCAUCAUCUUUUGUAUUCUGCUUUCUGUGACUAUCUCAAGUCAUGGCUUCAGUUGAUGGACCAUGUAACAGCGGAAACAGAUUCUUCUAAGAUUAUCAUGAAUCUUGAAGCUCAACAUAGGUAUCUCACAUGGAGGGCAGAAAAGGAUCCCGGCCACCAACUUCUGAGAAGAUUAACUGGGGAGACACUUGCAAAGGAAAUAAUCAGGAGUUUCCUUUUCAAAGGAGUUGAUGAACUGGGCAUGAAGAUGUUCAUCGAUUACUUCCCAGAGUACAAGUGCGACGAUGGGACUGUAAAUCAGAAGCGCAGUAUGGUUGGAAAAUCGUUCGAAAGUCGCCCAUGGGAUACAAGAGGAGAAUUCAUGGGUAACACUUCAAAAUAGAAAGUGUACUGCAGCAUAUGCUGGUGGCAGUGCGAUGUCAAUAUAGCAGUGUGAAUGUUGGUGGCUGGCAAUGUGAGAGUGGUAGUGUGGUGGUGGCCUGGUCCACCAGUCAAUGAUGGUCAACGUCAGUUUGCCAAUGCCGUAGGUGGCGUGGAACAACGCUUUCUGACGUUUGCGGAGGUGGUGCCAGGAUGCCGAUGGCAAAACAAUCACAACCGUCAGCAACAGAUACUUGCCUCAAUUAUCCCAACCAUUUCAACAAAGAGUAACUACAAGUAAUUACUUCAAUAAGUUAUGAAAUAUUUGCACUGAAUAGCACUAAAACUUAAGUCAUUUUCCUAAAUAACACUUAAACUGUUUUAUUCUCUAAAUAACACUUAAUAAUGUCAUGAAGGAGGAUUACUGUCUAGUGAUGGUGAACAUUUACUUGAAUAAUGACUAAUGGAUAAUGAUUAAAAGUGCUACAUUGGGAAGAAAACACAUAUAAUCCUACUUAGGGAAAAUCAUU
Molecule: messenger RNA, 2029 nt
Organism: Cuscuta campestris
Lineage: Eukaryota; Viridiplantae; Streptophyta; Magnoliopsida; Solanales; Convolvulaceae
Source: the annotation of a GenBank genome assembly